Molecule: messenger RNA, 309 nt
Organism: Cetraspora pellucida
Lineage: Eukaryota; Fungi; Glomeromycota; Glomeromycetes; Diversisporales; Gigasporaceae
Source: the annotation of a GenBank genome assembly
AUGGUUGACGAGAGUGGAGAAAGCGAGUUGGAAGCAAUAAUGUUUAUUCUUUAUGAAGAAAGAAAACAAGAAAUCGACUAUUUAAUCAAAGAAACAGAGAGGAGAAUAGAAUUGGAGAAUGUAUUAAAAAGUAAAAGAACUGAUGAGUUAAUUGCUUUGAAAAAUAGAAUAAUUAAAUCUGAAAGAGAUGUAGUUGAAUUAAAAGCAGAAAAAGGACAAGUUGAUGAAGAGUUGAAUGCUUUGAAAGAAACAAAUAAAGAAUUAUGGAGACAAUUAAAAAAGUCAGAAAAUACUAAUUUCGCCUUGUGA